AUGGGCUGUUACAAAAAGGGAUAUCCUAUUCGUGGUAACUUAUGGACUGGAUCGCCAAGGAGGAAUAACAAGCAUAACGCUGUUUCGGAUCCGGAUCCGGAUCCUAUUGAGUCGGUUCAGGAGAAGCCAAAGCGAGCGCGUGGAUCGUUGAAGCAAGAGGAAAAUGAAGUACCCAAGAAAACUAGGGCUUCGAGAAAGAAAAAUCUGGCAGAUAUCGUCGAUAAAGAAGAGGAAUUGGAGGUGGAAGUUGAGAAAAAGGUCAAUUCUAGGGUUGGGAGGCCCCGGAAGAACGCAAAGGAAGAGUUUCCGGAGGAGAAAGAGGUCAACCCUAGGGUUGGGAGGCCUCGGAAGAACGCGAGUAGUGCAAAGGAAGAGUUUCCGGAGGAGAAAGAGGUCAACCCUAGGGUUGGGAGGCCUCGGAAGAACGCGAGUAGUGCAAAGGAAGAGUUUCCGGAGGAGAAAGAGGUCAACCCUAGGGUUGGGAGGCCCCGGAAGAACGCAAGUAGUGCAGUUACGAAUGAAGAGCAAGUCUCGGAGGAGGAGGAAAAAGGCAACUCUGGGGUUCGUAAAGGUAGCAACAGUGAGAGUAUCCAGCNUUCGUCGGAGAACUGGAUAAUCCAGGAUCUAGGGUCUUCCAACGGCACCUUAUUGAACUCGGAAAGUAUCGACCCAGAUACUCCCGUCAAUCUUAGCCAUGGCGACGAAAUCAAGCUUGGUGAGUACACUUCCAUUGUGGUGAACUUCGUGAGUGAUGUUCAGACGCCGCAGGAGCAUCAGCUUCCGCCCAGGCCAAGGAGGAAUAACAAGCAUAACGCUGUUUCGGAUCCGGAUCCGGAUCCUAUUGAGUCGGUUCAGGAGAAGCCAAAGCGAGCGCGUGGAUCGUUGAAGCAAGAGGAAAAUGAAGUACCCAAGAAAACUAGGGCUUCGAGAAAGAAAAAUCUGGCAGAUAUCGUCGAUAAAGAAGAGGAAUUGGAGGUGGAAGUUGAGAAAAAGGUCAAUUCUAGGGUUGGGAGGCCCCGGAAGAACGCAAAGGAAGAGUUUCCGGAGGAGAAAGAGGUCAACCCUAGGGUUGGGAGGCCUCGGAAGAACGCGAGUAGUGCAAAGGAAGAGUUUCCGGAGGAGAAAGAGGUCAACCCUAGGGUUGGGAGGCCCCGGAAGAACGCAAGUAGUGCAGUUACGAAUGAAGAGCAAGUCUCGGAGGAGGAGGAAAAAGGCAACUCUGGGGUUCGUAAAGGUAGCAACAGUGAGAGUAUCCAGCAAUUGGGUUUGAAAUCGAUCAAAUUGGAAGUUGAAGAUACCCCAAAGAGAGUAGAAAUCUCAGAGGUAAAAAGCAGGAAGAGAGUGACAAGGAGCAAGCAGAUUGAGAAUGUAAAGACUGAGGACACUGUUUUAGAGGUUAAUGAUGAGAAGAGAGCUACAAGGGCUACCAGAAGCAAGAAGACUGAAAUUGGUGGAGAUUCCUUUCUGGAGUUGGAAAUGGUCCUCGGCCUAGCCCGGAAAAGCCGUGCAAAGAGGAGGAAAAUGGAGCAGGAGCCGUCCAAGAACGUUGUGGAGAUGGAAACUAGAAAUGAUGAUGCCGGAGAAGAGGUUUUGAAGAACUGUCAUGUUGAAGAAGAUAAGGAGAAUGAAGCUCAGGGAGGUUGUAGUGAAAGAAGUGAUGACAAAUGUGAUAAAGAAGAUGAGAGAGAAGGUGAUGGAUCUAAGAGGGUGGAGCAGGUGGAGACUGAGUUAAGCAAGAAGCGCACAAUAGGAGAAGGUGACCUGAACUAUACUGUUAGAGAAGAUGGAAAGACUGAGAACUUGCAAGAUAUUGUAGAAGAAAAUUUGAAUAAAGCUCAGGAAGGUUGCAGUGAAAGAAGUGAUGACAAAUGUGAUAAAGAAGUCGUGAGAGAGGUUGAUGGGUCUAAGAGGGUGGAGCAGGUAGAGAUUGAGUUAAGGAAGAAGAGCACAGUAGGAGAAGAUGACCUAAACUGUACUGUUAGAGAAGAUAGAGAGACUGAGAACUUGCAAGAUAUUGUAGAAGAAAAUGGAAAUAUAUCUCAGGAAGGUUGCAGUGAAAGAAGUGAUAAAAAACGUGAUAAAGAAGAUGAGAGGGAAGGUGAUGGAUCUAAGAGGGUAGAGCAGGUGGAGAUUGAGUUAAGGAAGAAGAGCACCAUAGGAGAAGAUGACUUGAACUGUACCGUUAGAGAAGAUGGAGAGACUGAGAACUUGCAAGACACUGAAGAAGAAAAUGGAAAUGAAGCUCGGGAAGGUUGCAGUGAAAGAAGUGAUAAAGAAGAUGAGAGGGAAGGUGAUGGAUCUAAGAGGGUAGAGCAGGUGGAGACCGAGCUAAGGAAGAAGUACACCAUAGGAGAAGAUGACCUGAACUGUACUGUUAGAGAAGAUGCAGACACAGAAAACUUACAACAAAUUGAAGAAGAACGUUGUGACGAGGAAAGAGAGUGUACGGUUGAGGACGCUGGAAUUGCGACAUUAGAUGAUGAUUGUGAAGAGGAAAAGGUUGAGCAGGGAUCAAGCAAUAGGGAUGUAGAGAGGGUAGAAGUAGAUUUAGGGAAAAUGACACUAAGAAAUUGGUUUGAUUCCAUGGAAGCUCAACUGCCAAAGCAGACAUUUGAAGAGACAGAAAAGAUGAUCGAGCCCAUGAGAAGUAAGACUUUGAGAGUUUACAAGCAUAUUGCAGAGCAAAGGGCAAAGGGCGUGUAAGUUGAUUUGAUCAUUCCUUACAACAUCCCAUUUUGCUAAGCUUCAUGAUAUGUUUUAGGAUAUGUUCUAACUUAUACCUGAGAAUACUUUGAUCUCAUUGUUAAGUUGCUACUGGCUUAUAAUGUGAUUUCUUCAGGUAUGGUAGCAAUCUUGUUAAGAAAAAUUGAAUGACAAAAGCUUCCUUGAAAGCAUCUGUAUCUAUUACUCAUUUUGUGCAAUGUAGAUCAUGCUUUUGUGUGUUGUGACUGCUA
Camelina sativa (false flax) is the source of this 2954-nucleotide messenger RNA. RefSeq lists its product as uncharacterized. Gene Ontology annotation, molecular function: protein binding. NCBI's taxonomy places the organism in Eukaryota, Viridiplantae, Streptophyta, Magnoliopsida, Brassicales, Brassicaceae. The record is from RefSeq and is a predicted model, not a curated record.